GGGACACCUUCCCUCAGAACGAAAAAGGGAUAUUGCAUGUCGCUGCUAAUUGAAAAGAAACCUCUCAAAGGCCGUUGAUCUGAUCUGCCCUUGCCAGGUACCUCGCGUUUUUGUGUGACAGAUAUGCGAGCAAAGUUUGGCCCUCAUUCAUUAGCUCGAAGCUCGUUGCCUCUCUGGUAUGUCCUCGUUCAAGGCGAACUUAUCUAUGUCCCCCUCCUUCUAUUUCCUCAUCUCCUAUUGCGGAUCCAGGCGGAGGGCAAAUUGGUCUCGCUAGCAAUUAUCCAUUUCAAAGGACAACGGUCAUCCCGAACUAGAAACGAUGAGAAAAGGUUGGUAACUCCGGAGCUGCUCGUCUUUGCAACAGGCUACAAGCAGGAAUAUCCCUCCCCAGACUCAAGUUACCUCACUGGCGAAGGAUAACAAGGAACACCUGGGAACCUGGAAACGAAACCGUCAGAUUCAUUGGUUUCGUGCCACCCAACUUCGGCUCGUCUCUCCCCUACGUUCGAACUCCUGCUGAUCAUAUGAACGUGCCAUCCAACCACUAUCAGAACC
Hyaloscypha bicolor E is the source of this 555-nucleotide messenger RNA. RefSeq lists its product as uncharacterized. The transcript has a single exon. Bases 124 to 420 code for a protein of 98 amino acids. The record is from RefSeq and is a predicted model, not a curated record. Lineage: Eukaryota; Fungi; Ascomycota; Leotiomycetes; Helotiales; Hyaloscyphaceae.